AUGAAUAAUGAUAACUUAAAGAACAAAAGAAGUAAUAAUAAUAAUAAUAAUAGUAAAAAUGCUGAUAUUAUCAAUAACAACAAUAGUAUAAUAAAUAAUCUAAGUAAAGAUGAUGAUUUAUUUGUUGAUAAUUUCAAUAGACUAGUUGAUCUAAAGUAUAGAAUCUUAAUGGGUUAUAAACCGUUGAUAAAUCUUAGUGAUACAACUUGUAAAUCAUUGACCGAUGUCGAAUCGAUAACAAAUGGCAAGAAUCAUAAAAAGAGAAAUAGAUCAAAUAGUAAUGAUUUAGAUGUAAACGAUAAUAAUAAUAAUAAUGAUAAUAAUGGUACAAGCAGAAAAUUAAUAAAAUCACCAAAUGAAAAACAACAACAACAACAACAGCAACAAGUACAACCAAUAUAUUCAUUGAUAAAAAGAAAUAAUAAUCAUAAUUAUAAAAAGAAUCUUUCUAUAUUGGAUUUAUACGAUGAGACAUUCACAACUACAACAUGGAGAAGAGCAAACGCAACUUACAAUCGAUAUCAACAGCCUGGCAAAACAUAG
Heterostelium album PN500 is the source of this 543-nucleotide messenger RNA. RefSeq lists its product as uncharacterized. The transcript has 2 exons. NCBI's taxonomy places the organism in Eukaryota, Evosea, Eumycetozoa, Acytosteliales, Acytosteliaceae. The record is from RefSeq and is a predicted model, not a curated record. Bases 1 to 543 code for a protein of 180 amino acids.